UCCGCUUUCAACCUUUUUCGUUUUAGAACAACUGCGUUAUCUUCAAGUUUUCCAUUUUCUGCUAUACCCAACGACUCCUUGGUCCCAGAUUCUUUUCCAAGAGACCUAUUUCUUAUUUUCUUUUGCUAUUUCGAGAAACUGGGAGAUGACUAGAAAGAGGAUACAGAUCAAGAAAAUCGACAACAUCAGUUCCAGGCAAGUGACUUUCUCCAAGAGAAGGAAAGGGCUUUUCAAGAAGGCUCAGGAAUUGUCAACCCUUUGUGAUGCAGACAUAGCUCUCAUUGUUUUUUCUGCAACUAGCAAGCUCUUUGAGUAUGCCAGUUCAAGUAUGCAUCAAGUAAUUGAAAGGCGCGAUAGCCAUUCAGCAAUGAAUAGACUGGAUCGCCCCUCAAUUGAGCUGCAGAUUGAGAAUGACUCCAAUGAAAUCCUGCGCAAGAAAGUAGAAGAUAAGAACCGUGAGCUGAGGCAGAUGAAUGGGGAAGAUCUGCAAGGAUUGACAUUACAAGAACUGCAUAAACUAGAGGAACACCUUAAAAGAGGUUUGAUCAAUGUUUCAAAAGUAAAGGAUGAAAAACUUAUGCAAGAGAUCAGCACGCUUAAGAGAAAGGGAGUGGAACUAAUGGAGGAAAACCAAAGACUGAAACAGGUGGUACCGAGCCUUAUCCAUGUACAUAGGCAAUCAUCGGAAUCCAUUCUUAGCAAUUCAUCUAACCUUCCUGAAGAUGGUGGUAGCGACACAUCUCUCAAGUUGGGGUUACCUUAAGUAUUCAACAAAAUGUAGAUUAUUAGAAGUGACCGGGUUCGCUUCCUUUAUAUAUGUUUUAAGUGUUUCACUCAAAACCAGUUGAGUCCAGUGAUGUUUGCUGUUUAAAAACAACUCCUGCAAAGUAAGUAAAUCCUAGGGAUGAGGUUCUGCAGGCAGAAUUGCAUGUACUUGAAUUCGUAUUCUAUUUUCUUUUCGUAGAUUGAUUCAUAGGAAGUGUUAUAUAUGCCCGAGUUAAUGGUCAAUGCUUUGGCCGUUUCUUACUUUCUAUACUUUGUCAUCAUAAAAAAAUUAUUCUUACCUAUA
Molecule: messenger RNA, 1069 nt
Organism: Glycine soja
Lineage: Eukaryota; Viridiplantae; Streptophyta; Magnoliopsida; Fabales; Fabaceae
Product: MADS-box protein SVP-like
Exons: 9
Coding region: 146-763 (205 amino acids)
Biological process (GO): positive regulation of transcription by RNA polymerase II
Cellular component (GO): nucleus
Molecular function (GO): DNA-binding transcription factor activity, RNA polymerase II-specific; protein dimerization activity; RNA polymerase II cis-regulatory region sequence-specific DNA binding
Source: RefSeq, a predicted model, not a curated record